GAUCUCGUGAACAUUGGAUCACGAUAGGUGAUCGUUCGCAGUUGUGGCACGGUUUGCAAUUUUCUCUCCCGUUCUGUGUACCGUCCGUUUGCGCUGUUGUGCUAUUUUGCUUGGAUUUAAAGCAACUCUCAUCCCGCCACACAACCCCGGGAAACGUACAAAUUGAUGCUGGUUUUAUAGUGAAGCUGGUGAUUUGUGAUUCUGCUCCUUUGAUUCCGCUGUUGAGUAUCGUGAUCGACAGCAACAGUUGGCAAGUUGCGGAGCAUCGGUAGAAUAUCUUUAUUUCAUAAUGUGAGUCCUCCGCGCGUUGUGUAACAAAAUAUAAGCGUUGUGCGUGAAACCGUCCGAAAUAGUGCCAAGAGGUUUGCUAGUUCGCUCAGUGUGCAGCGUAUUCUGCACGACCGUACUUGCGUCUCGAUUAGUAGUGGUAGAAAGGGCGAGUGCGCCGUUGGAUGCAGUAUGGAAAACGGUACAAAAAUAUCCGAUCCAGCGAAAGUGUCACCGACGCAGCCGCCUGGUGAAAACGUACGAAAACCGAGUUCUCCGGGGGCGACACCGGCGGAAAAUGCUACUUCCCAACUUCCUGCGGGCGUAGAUGAUCCGUCGUCGGGAGAUGGCACCGGAGCCAACAAUCAACCGAAACGGCCGCUCAGGCGCCCGGGAAAAGUGAUACCUGAUCGUCCGCAGCGUGUAUUUUACUGCCUUACAUUGAAAAAUCCGCUGCGAAAGAUGUGUAUCAAAGUGGUAGAAUGGAAACCAUUUGAAUAUCUUAUCCUGUUAACGAUUUUCGCAAACUGUGUUGCAUUAGCAACGUACACUCCUUUUCCGAAUGGCGACUCAAAUGCAACUAAUGCGAUGUUGGAAAAAGUGGAGCACAUAUUUCUUAUCAUUUUCACGCUCGAGUGUGUGAUGAAGCUAAUUGCAUACGGAUUUGUCAUGCACCCUGGAGCAUAUCUUCGGAGUCGAUGGAAUAUGUUGGAUUUCACUAUUGUUCUAAUCGGGAUGAUAAGCACCACGUUAUCCAGUAUUAUGAAGGACGGUUUCGACGUUAAAGCCCUCAGAGCAUUCCGUGUGCUGCGUCCGCUGCGAUUAGUUUCCGGAGUACCAAGCUUGCAAGUUGUGCUUAAUUCCAUUCUACGGGCAAUGGUGCCAUUGUUGCACAUUGCUUUGCUGGUGUUGUUUGUAAUAAUCAUUUAUGCCAUCGUGGGUUUGGAGCUAUUUUCUGGAAAAAUGCACAAGACUUGCUUCCACAAUAUUACAGAGGACAUGAUGGAAGACCCAACACCGUGUGGCGAAGGCGGCUUCCAAUGUAGCUCUAUUGGAGUGCAUUGGAUUUGUCGCUACUAUUGGGAAGGACCCAAUGCCGGAAUAACGAAUUUUGAUAACUUCGGUCUGUCGAUGCUAACAGUGUUUCAGUGCAUCACAUUGGAAGGAUGGACGGAUAUGCUGUACUAUAUCGAGGAUGCGAUGGGAAGCAACUGGCAAUGGAUAUACUUUGUGUCGAUGGUGAUACUGGGUGCCUUUUUCGUCAUGAACCUCAUUCUCGGUGUGCUGAGCGGUGAGUUUUCGAAAGAACGUACCAAAGCAAAGAGCCGUGGUGAUUUUCAGAAACUUCGCGAGAAGCAAAGAAUCGAGGAAGAUCUGAAGGGCUACCUGGACUGGAUCACGCAGGCCGAGGAUAUCGACACGUAUCAGGAACCGCCAUCACCUGGAAAGAUGAUUUCCGAAGGAUUCAUGAAGGGAACGAAGACAAUGCUCGCCGGGUCCGGUACGACGGGCUUGGCAGGUGUGUCGACCGAUUCAACAGAAGGGCACGGUUGCGCUGAAUCUAACGUGGAUUAUGCACAACCGAACCCAGAGUCCUGGUGUAAUCGAUAUUUUCGAGCAUGGGAUCGCUUCAAUCGUAAGAUGCGCCGAUCGUGCCGCAAGGCAGUCAAGUCUCAAGCCUUUUACUGGCUUAUCAUUAUACUGGUGUUUUUGAACACGGGUGUGCUGGCCACCGAACACUACCAUCAACCACAGUGGCUGGAUGAUUUCCAAGAGUACACCAACAUGUUUUUUGUCGCACUGUUUUCACUGGAAAUGUUUCUCAAAAUGUACAGCCUAGGGCUGCAAGGAUAUUAUGUAUCGCUGUUCAAUCGCUUCGACUGUUUCGUUGUUAUUGGCAGUGUUAUCGAAGUUCUGCUGACCAACACGCAGCUGAUGCCACCGCUGGGCAUAUCCGUCCUGCGAUGUGUGCGAUUGUUACGCGUCUUCAAAGUGACCAAAUACUGGCAGUCUUUGUCGAACCUCGUCGCAUCAUUACUGAACUCUAUACAAUCAAUCGCAUCACUUUUACUGCUACUGUUUCUGUUUAUUGUAAUUUUUGCCCUGCUGGGCAUGCAAGUGUUUGGAGGACGCUUCAUCUUCAAUUCUAUGGAUAAUAAGCCUCGAUCUAAUUUCGACAGCUUCGUUCAAAGUCUGUUGACCGUUUUUCAGAUCCUCACCGGUGAAGACUGGAAUGCUGUAAUGUACGAUGGCAUCCAAGCAUAUGGAGGUGUAGCAUCAUUUGGAAUUCUGGCCAGCAUCUAUUUCAUCAUUCUUUUUAUCUGUGGUAACUAUAUCUUGCUAAACGUUUUCCUUGCCAUCGCGGUUGACAAUCUGGCCGAUGCCGAAUCGCUAACGGCGGUUGAGAAGGAAGACGAUCCGGAUACGGAGCUGGAUAUCCUGACCGACAAGUCGGACAACGAACUGGGCGACCGUGAAAACGAUAACGAGGAUGAAGAGGACCUAGACGAAACCGAGGAUGCCGAAGAGCCAGAAGAUGACGAUGCUCAGGGCUACGAUAAUGAGGAGUCGGGGCGAGCGUACGGAUCACGGUUUAAGAAAAUGGAGGAACCUAUCGUGGAAAAGAAUAGUAAAAAUGCAAAUGUCACGAAACCCACCAUCAGUACCAGCAACACUAAAACUGCAUCAGCAACGUUAGAAGAGACGAAAAAAACGCGCAUCAGUAGAGUAGUGAUUCAAGAUCACUGUGAAGCGAUUGAAAUUCCGAACGAUCGCAGUUCCGCUCACACAACAUACGCCAAACGAUUAUCGGAGGCCGUGGUAUCCAGCAGCCCCAUACCGAUAUCGGACGAAAAGUCACUCUUUCUAUUGAAGCCUACCAACAGAUUUCGACAGUUUUGCCACUGGCUGUGCAAUCAUACCGUGUUUGGUAACAUAAUUCUGCUGUGCAUCAUGCUUUCGUCUGUAAUGCUUGCUGCCGAGGAUCCGCUGAACGCCAAUUCGGAGCGAAAUCAAAUUUUGAAUCAGUUCGAUUUCUUCUUCACCGCCGUAUUUGCUAUCGAGCUCAUACUGAAGGUUAUCGCGUACGGAUUCAUCCUGCACAAGGGAGCCUUUUGCCGGUCGGCCUUCAAUUUGCUGGAUCUGUUAGUGGUCAGUGUUUCGCUGGUGUCGAUGCUGUUCAGCUCGGGAACAAUAUCCGUGGUGAAAAUUCUGAGAGUCUUGCGAGUGCUGCGGCCGUUGAGGGCUAUCAAUAGAGCGAAAGGAUUGAAGCAUGUUGUGCAAUGUGUGAUAGUGGCAGUAAAAACCAUCGGAAAUAUUGUACUGGUCACCUUUCUGUUGCAAUUCAUGUUUGCAGUAAUUGGGGUACAGCUGUUUAAGGGUAAAUUUUUUUCCUGCUCUGACCGCUCCAAAUACGAGGAAGCAGAGUGUCACGGAACGUAUCUCGUUUUCGAGGAUGGAAACGUAGAUAAACCGGUAUCGAAAGAACGAGAAUGGUCUAACAAUCGGUUUCACUUUGAUGAUGUCCAAAAAGCGAUGCUUACGCUCUUUACCGUAUCCACUUUCGAAGGAUGGCCGUCCCUCCUUUACGUGUCGAUUGACUCACACACGGAAAACUUUGGACCCAUCUACAACUAUCGGCCGCUGGUGGCGACGUACUACAUCAUAUACAUAAUUGUGAUUGCCUUUUUUAUGGUAAACAUCUUCGUCGGUUUUGUUAUAGUGACGUUUCAGAAUGAAGGCGAGCAAGAGUACAAAAACUGUGAUCUCGAUAAGAAUCAGCGCAAUUGCAUCGAGUUUGCUCUCAAGGCCAAACCCGUUCGACGGUACAUCCCGAACGACGAUCGGAUCCAGUACAAGGUUUGGUGGUUCGUUACGUCGCAGCUGUUCGAGUACACCAUCUUCAUACUGAUCAUGAUGAACACUAUUACACUGUCGAUGAAGUUUUACCGUCAGCCGCAGCCGUACACGGAAUGGUUAGAUUUUCUGAACCUGCUGUUCACGGCCGUCUUUGCGCUCGAGUUUGUGUUCAAACUUGCCGCAUUUAGAUUUCAGAACUACUUCGGAGACGCUUGGAAUGUGUUUGAUUUCAUCAUCGUGUUGGGAAGCUUCAUCGAUAUUGUUUACUCGGAAGUUACGACCAGCAGUGGAACAAAGGGAGCAUCGACCAUCAUAUCGAUCAAUUUCUUCCGCUUGUUCCGUGUUAUGCGGCUCAUUAAGCUACUAGCACGCGGAGAAGGCAUACGCACGCUUCUGUGGACAUUUAUAAAAUCAUUUCAAGCUCUACCGUAUGUGGCACUGCUGAUAGUGAUGCUCUUCUUCAUUUAUGCCGUUAUAGGAAUGCAAGUUUUUGGCCGUAUUGCAUUGGACGACGAAACAGCAAUACACAGGAAUAAUAAUUUCCAAACUUUUCCGCAGGCCAUUUUGGUUUUGUUUAGAUCAGCUACCGGUGAAGCCUGGCAAGACAUAAUGCUCGACUGCUCCGCUCGUGAAGAGGUACGCUGCGAUGAAAAUUCCGAGGACAAAGAGUCUAAGGAGGGCUGUGGCUCCAAUUUUGCCUUCCCAUACUUCAUCUCGUUCUACGUGCUGUGCUCCUUCCUCAUCAUCAAUCUGUUCGUGGCCGUCAUCAUGGACAACUUCGACUAUCUUACGCGCGAUUGGUCCAUCCUGGGACCACACCAUCUGGACGAAUUUGUGCGGCUGUGGAGCGAGUACGAUCCCGAUGCGAAGGGCCGCAUCAAGCAUCUGGACGUGGUGACGCUGUUGCGCAAAAUAUCGCCACCGCUCGGGUUCGGUAAGCUGUGUCCGCAUCGGGUGGCCUGCAAACGGCUGGUCUCGAUGAACAUGCCACUCAACAGUGACGGGACGGUGCUGUUCAAUGCGACACUGUUUGCGGUGGUGCGCACCUCGUUGAAAAUCAAAACCGAAGGCAACAUCGACGAAGCUAAUCUGGAGCUAAGACACAUUAUCAAACAGAUUUGGAAGCGAACUAGCAACAAACUGCUUGAUCAAGUCGUGCCACCGCCCGGGAUAGAGGACGAAGUGACUGUGGGAAAGUUUUACGCUACCUAUUUGAUACAGGAUUACUUCAGACGGUUCAAGAAGCGGAAAAACUAUGAUCGUAACUCUGAAACCACUUCCCAUAUGACCUUGUUGGCGGGUUUGCGGAUACUUCACAAAACUGGACCAAAAAUAAGGCGAAAAAUAUCCGGUACGCUGCACGAGGGUGCGUCUUCAAUCAAUCCAGAACCGGCGCAUCGGCGCAACCAUAAACUGUUCGGGAUUACCUGGCCUACAACGUACUCGUUUAAGAAGCGCUAUUUUACGAAUGACGCUACAGUAAGCCCAGUGCAAACAGCGCGUCCGCCGGCUCGACCGCAACGAAAGUAUGCAACGCUGAACAAAGGCAUACGAGAUGUCAAUAAAACCCUGAUGUAUGGUUUCCGCAUGAUGCAUGAUCACGAUCAGCUGAAUGAAAUAUUUACCAGCGAUAACGAUAAUGGAGCAAACGAUGGCGACGGACCGUUGAAGCCAUUGUGCUUUGGAGAAAUAUAUUCGACGCAGACUAGUCGUGUGGUAAAUGCGGCCGAAAACGAAACAUAGGCUUACCGUUGUGAGACAACCUUACUGACUACACUAACGUACUGUUUUUGGAAUGUUUGCUGCGUUUAUUGAGAGUGUUACGAAAGUUGAAAUAAACCCCUAAAACGGCACAACUUA
Messenger RNA from Anopheles stephensi (Asian malaria mosquito), 5985 nucleotides. RefSeq names its product muscle calcium channel subunit alpha-1-like. The record is from RefSeq and is a predicted model, not a curated record. The transcript has 25 exons. Gene Ontology annotation, cellular component: membrane; voltage-gated calcium channel complex. NCBI's taxonomy places the organism in Eukaryota, Metazoa, Arthropoda, Insecta, Diptera, Culicidae. Gene Ontology annotation, molecular function: high voltage-gated calcium channel activity. Gene Ontology annotation, biological process: calcium ion import across plasma membrane. The coding region runs from base 460 to 5868 and encodes 1802 amino acids.